AUGGAGCUCCGGGACGCUGGCCGCACCACGCAGCGUGAGCAGCGGGUGCCCAUCGUCCCCCCGCGGAUGGCCAUGCCCAUCUGGGAGGGUGUCUCCAACUACAUCCUGGAGAAGCUGGUGCUGAACAAGGACAUGCGAAUUAUUCCCCUUGCCACCUUCAGUGUUGUUACAAAACAAGUCGUUGCUGGCAAGAAUGGUCCUCUGACUGUUCGGAGACCCGCAUUUCGCCUCUCAAGCAACCUUAUGGAUCUUCAGGGCCUCAGCCAUGAGGAGGCCUCUGUUGCUGGGCGCAGGAAAGCUGAGACCCUGAAGUAUCCUCACGUAGCCGUGGCCAUCUCCGUGCCUUGGAAAACAGUGGUGGCCUGUGUGGAGGAGACCGUGUACCUUCUGUCUUGCUGCCUGGCCAAUGGGAAGAACGUGGCCCUUCUUUUCAAGGACACUGGCGUGCUUCUCAUUGAAGGCAAAGAGGUGACAAUGCGGUUUUACAGAGGCUUUCUGCGCAGGCUGAAUGACUCUCCACAGCUGCUCAAAGCUCUUCUGGACAUGCUGGAGAUGAGAGACUCGAUCCUUGCAGCCACCAAAGCCCUCGAUGUCCAGGCCCGUACUCCCCGUCGCCAUAUGUUUCCAACCGGCCAGCGGUGCUUUUAUUCCUCCCUGCUCCUCAUGACAAUGGCGGCAGAACAGAUUCCUGCAGCUUCGCUCCUUGACAGGACUGUGAAGAUUAGGAGGGAGGCUGAAGAGCGGAAAGUGGUCUGGGCCUGGGGCCUCCUUAAUAUGUCUGUUGGGGGGAUGAUAUAUACUGACAUGACUGGAAAACUUAUAAGUUCCUAUUACAACAUCGCAUUUUGGCCACUCUGGUAUAUUGAGCUUGCGCUUGUGUCCCUGUUCAGUCUGAAUGCCUUAUUUGAUUUUUGGAUGUACUUCAAGUACACAAUGGCACCAACUACCUUGGUCAUGACUCGUAGACAGCAGAUCCUUCUAGGGAUGCAGAAUGCAGCGGUACAAAUAAUUCCAGCACAUGAGCUGGCAGCGAAGAAAGUCCCUUCUUCUACGCCUUCUCCUAGAGUCCAGGGUCAAACUGUGCUGAGUUACAGCCCAUCCCGGCCCUUCAGGGCCAGUCCAAAGUUUACUUCUGGUUGUAUCUCAGGGUACAGCCCUCAGCGGCAGGCUCUGUCAAGCAAUAGUGCUUCUUAUAGCAGUGCUUUAACCUAUUCACCAAGCAGCAGCUACAGUAAGGUUUCCAGCUUCAGCUCUUCUCCUACUGGUUCACCAUUUGCCUCAAGUGUUGGGCCAGUGGAAAGCACCGGGCUAAGGUCUCGUUGCCACUUUUCACCAAUGCGGUAUAAUUCCCGUAUGAGUCAAGAUGAUGAAAUCACAGACCGCAAGUCACUGCAAAAGUACCUUCGAAGCGAAGAAGAGAAACAGCGUAGACUUCAAUUGGCAAGUUCAUGUUCCAGCUCUCCUUCCAGCAGCCCAACCUUUUGGAACUACAGCCAUUCCUUAGUAGAGCAAGCACAGGUGCUGAGAAAGUACCAGUAUCAGGUGGCUUGCAUGCCCCAAGCUCCAUCAGCACACAAGGACGAAGCUCGUCUGAGCUCUCCACUGACUGCAGAAGAAGUUUGGGCAAGGGUGAUUGUGAAUCGACGACAGCUUGAUUACCUAGAUUCCUGGACCGCUAGGUUCAGAAGUUGGAUUAAUGAGACUAUUUUAGUGCCACUUGUACAAGAGAUUGAGUCUGUGAGCAGUCAGCUGAGAAGAAUGGGGUACCCAGAAAUGCAGGUUGGAGAAGCCAGCAUCAGCAAUCUGAAACAAGCAGCGCUUGUUAAAGCUCCAGUCAUGCCAACUCUGUACGCUAUAAUGCAGUAUUUGGAUAUUGCAGCGAAUCAAGAGUAUUUGGUUGAAAGGAUCAAAGAGCUUUCUCAGGGAGGAUACAUGAGCUCAUUCCGAUGGAACAGAGGAGGAGAUUUCAAGGGCCGUAAGUGAGAUGCUGACUUGCCCACUGACUGUGCUAUCCUUAUGCACAUAUUCUGCACUUACCUCGAUGCCAGACUGCCCCCUAGCCCCAAAUACCCCGAUGGCAAAACCUUCACUGCCCUACACUUUGUUCAAACACCAGAUAAACCAGACAUUACAAAUGAAAAUGUAUUUUGCAUCUACCAAAGCAACAUCAAUCCACCCCACUAUGAGCUGAUCUACCACCGCCAGGUCUACAAUCUGCCCGAGGGCAGAAACAACAUGUUCCAUACAUUGCUUAUGUUUCUGUACAUCAUAAAGACAAAAGAAUCUGGGAUGCUUGGGCGAGUGAAUUUUGGUGCAUCAGGAGUCAACGUUCUAGGGGUGUUUGGAGAGUAA
Molecule: messenger RNA, 2352 nt
Organism: Rhea pennata
Lineage: Eukaryota; Metazoa; Chordata; Aves; Rheiformes; Rheidae
Product: transmembrane protein 209-like
Exons: 20
Cellular component (GO): membrane
Source: RefSeq, a predicted model, not a curated record